AUGCUGCUGGAAACCGAGCCCGAGCGGGACGGAGAGAGGCCCGGGGCCCCCGCGGCCACCGACGUCUGCGCCUUUGGCGGGACUCGGGGUAAGCUCGGCGCGCCCCAAGGCCUCGGGCAGGGCAGGAGCAUCGCAGGACAGGAUCCUUGGGCCACACAUGGACCCCGCCUGCCUCUGCAGCAGCUGACACUCAACGGCCCACACCCAGCGCUGGCACCCACCAAGCUUCAGGCUCAUGUGCUCUGGCCCUGUCCCUUCUGGGAACCCCAGCCCUCCCGGCGCGCACGAGCCCAGGCCGAAGCCGGCGGCAGCGCUCGGGCAGGAAGCGGCCGGGCAGCGCCCGCGGGCGACGCUUACCUGGAUCCUCCCCUGCCGGUCGCGCCCUCGGGCGUGCACGCGGGCCGGCGUCUGAACCGCGCAGGUCCGGCGCAAAGGCGCUUCGGGACCAAGUGCGCCGCAUGCCAGCUGGGCAUCCCGCCCACGCAGGUGGUGCGCCGUGCCCAGGACUUCGUGUACCACCUGCACUGCUUUGCCUGCGUCGUCUGCAAGCGGCAGCUGGCCACGGGAGACGAGUUCUACCUCAUGGAGGACAGCCGGCUCGUGUGCAAGGCGGACUACGAAACUGCCAAGCAGCGAGAGGCCGAGGCCACGGCCAAGCGGCCGCGCACGACCAUCACGGCCAAGCAGCUGGAGACGCUGAAGAGCGCCUACAACACCUCGCCCAAGCCGGCGCGCCACGUGCGCGAGCAGCUGUCUUCUGAGACGGGCCUGGACAUGCGUGUCGUGCAGGUUUGGUUCCAGAACCGCCGGGCCAAGGAGAAGCGGCUGAAGAAGGACGCGGGCCGGCAGCGCUGGGGACAGUAUUUCCGCAACAUGAAACGCUCCCGCGGCAGCUCCAAGUCAGACAAGGACAGCGUCCAGGAGGGCCAGGACAGCGAUGCCGAGGUCUCCUUCACUGAUGAGCCCACCAUGGCUGAAAUGGGUCCUGCCAACGGCCUCUACAGCAGCCUGGGGGAGCCCACCCCAGCCCUGGGCCGGCCCUCGGGAGCCCUGGGCAGCUUUUCACUGGAGCAUGGCGGCCUGGCUGGCCCGGAGCAGUACCGAGAGCUGCGCCCCAGCAGCCCCUACGGCGUCCCCCCAUCCCCCGCUGCCCCACAGAGCCUCCCCGGCCCCCAGCCCCUGCUCUCCAGCCUGGUGUAUCCCGACGCCAGCCUGGGCCUUGUGCCCUCAGGGGCCACAGGCGGGCCCCCGCCCAUGAAGGUGCUGGUGGGGAACGGACCCAGCUCCGACCUGUCCACUGGGAGCAGCGGGGGUUACCCCGACUUCCCUGCCAGCCCGGCCUCCUGGCUGGACGAGGUGGACCACGCGCAGUUCUGA
Messenger RNA from Propithecus coquereli (Coquerel's sifaka), 1377 nucleotides. It is a transcript of the gene LHX3, whose product is annotated as LIM homeobox 3. Lineage: Eukaryota; Metazoa; Chordata; Mammalia; Primates; Indriidae. The transcript has 7 exons. Gene Ontology annotation, cellular component: nucleus. Bases 1 to 1377 code for a protein of 458 amino acids. Gene Ontology annotation, biological process: neuron differentiation; regulation of transcription by RNA polymerase II. The record is from RefSeq and is a predicted model, not a curated record. Gene Ontology annotation, molecular function: DNA-binding transcription factor activity, RNA polymerase II-specific; RNA polymerase II transcription regulatory region sequence-specific DNA binding.